Molecule: messenger RNA, 779 nt
Organism: Cynara cardunculus var. scolymus (artichoke)
Lineage: Eukaryota; Viridiplantae; Streptophyta; Magnoliopsida; Asterales; Asteraceae
Product: 60S ribosomal protein L18a-like protein
Exons: 4
Coding region: 130-621 (163 amino acids)
Source: RefSeq, a predicted model, not a curated record
CGCCGAUCUCUCAAAACCAAUAGACAGCGUCAAUCAGGAGGAGAAAAUCAGCGGCAGGAAGCCGUUGACAUCCCGCCGGUGACGACCUUGCUCCGAAUUCCGAUCUCCGAUCACUAAAAUACGACAAAGAUGACCGAAGAAGGGAAGAGCAGGGGCGUCGCUUUCACCGUCGGCCAGCAACCCUCGGCGCCGCCUCAACCCCAGCCGCCUUAUUAUUAUGGUACGUUUCAAGGGGUUGUAAAUCAUCAACAACCGUAUCCUCCGCCGCCACCGACUUACCAACCUUCCUUAGGUUUUCCUCAACCUAGUCCUCCGACCAAUAUUCAUAUCAAUCCGUAUUAUGCACAUGGCUAUCAAACCGUUCCAGGCUUUGUGGUAGCUGCGGGGACACCUGUGGUCAUAGAGCGCUCACUUCCUUGCUGUGGUUGUGGGAUUGGUUGGUUCCUAUUCUUUAUUGGCUUCUUGUUUGGGGCCAUUCCAUGGUACAUCGGGGCUUUCAUUCUACUCUGUGUGCGGGUGGAUUACAGAGAAAAACCAGGACUUGUUGCCUGCACGAUAGCGGCAUUUUUAGCUAUGAUUGCUGUUGGUCUUGGUGUGAGGAGGGUCACAUAUCAUUGGUGAGCUUUCUGGUAAGAGUUGCAUAUUUGUAUAGUCAGUCACCAGAAAGAAAACAUGGGUUGGCUGUUGUAAGAAGCUACCUUGAAGGCAACUAUGCUUGCUUUUUAUUUUUAUUGUAAUUCUUGAAUUAUUUUGACACACAAGCUUGAAAUGCCUUUGCU